CUCCUCCUCUUCCACCCACGGAAAGGCCGGGCCUGUGGACUCUUCCCCACUCCCUCGCCGUAGCAAUGGAGGCCAUGUCGACCUCUCCGAACAUCUCAUCUCUUCCGCCAGAGAACCCCAACCUCGUCCCGCAUUCUACGUCGGAUGCCGCUCCAUCCCGCCCACCCGCCACGCGCACUCAUAUGCAGCCUGCCGAUGCACCACACCUGUCGCCAGCCGUCCUGCAAGGCUCCUCGACCGACGCGCAGAGCACGCAGGAGAGCGACGCACUCUCGUACCGCGACACGAGCAGCGACGCCUCGCAAUUGACCGGCUACACCGACUCCACCUCCACCACAUCCGUCGCAGCAACGGCCACCGAGCCCACCCGGGACGACUCGCCUGCACGGAGCUCCGAGAGCGCGACCGCUUCGAAUCAAGCCGACACCAUCACCUCUCCGCCGCUCGUCGUGACCAAUGGCACCAAGAGAACCGCAAGCGGGCAUAUUAAGAACACGCCCAGCCUGCCACAUACCCCUCUCACCUCCUCCUCCGCCUUCUCCAACGGCCGUGCCAGGACGGACUCCAUGUCCUCGACCAGCAGUCGCGCAGGCGACCUCGCCAUUGCGCUCAAGACGCGCCUCGGCUACGCCAUGGCCAAGGUACAGCAGGGCUGGGAGCACAAGAACAUCAACGAGGUCGAGGACCUCACGCGUCGCAAAACCCAUGCCAACCGGCACAGCAUGUCCCAUCUCGACUACGCUCGGCGCCCGAUGACUGAUGCCUACCCGAAUGGACACCUGCACCGCUUCUCCUCGUACGAGCCCAACGGCUACCACCACUCGAGCGCACUUCCCUUGUCGAAACGCCAUUCCGCCAACUACUCCUACUCCUCCCUCCACUCCGCCUCGCAACCUCUCCCCAGCACAGACAGCGGACCACGUCUUCAACCAGCAGCAGACAUUCGUCCCGCAGGCAGCAACACGCAACCGCAUCCCUACAACCUCCAACCACCCUUCUCCUCCAGCCAACCCAACAUAACCACCACCUCGUCAAACAUGCUCUCUCCCCCACGCACGCCAGUAAACGGCAGCCACCACCACCACCACCACCACCGACCACCCACCAUCCGCACCGAACUCCAAACAGCCGAAGCAGAACGAGAAGCGCUACAAGCCCUCUUCCAGCUCGGCUCACCGCAAGGCGCCACCUUCCACCACAAUCACCACCGAUACCAAAGCGCAAGCGUGGCCGGCUCAUCGCAGAACUCGCCUUUGCGCUCGGAAUUCGCAACGCCGAGGAAGGUCAUGUUUGCGCGGAGUGACAGCGACGAGAGCGGGUUGAGUCGGUCUGGGUCGUCGGAGCAGGAGAGUGCGAUUGCUGAUGGCGUUCGGGAGGGGGAGAUGGUCGAGGUUUAGCCAUUGUUUCUACCCUGGCGACCAUUUAGUGCCGUCACUGGAGCGGCACGAGUGCAUAUAUGCGGACUAGAAAUCUCUGGGUGAAGACGAUGUGAUUGGCCAUGUACAAGAC
This is a messenger RNA of Neohortaea acidophila, 1509 nucleotides long. RefSeq lists its product as uncharacterized. Gene Ontology annotation, molecular function: transcription coregulator activity. NCBI's taxonomy places the organism in Eukaryota, Fungi, Ascomycota, Dothideomycetes, Mycosphaerellales, Teratosphaeriaceae. Gene Ontology annotation, cellular component: cytoplasm; SBF transcription complex. The record is from RefSeq and is a predicted model, not a curated record. Bases 66 to 1397 code for a protein of 443 amino acids. The transcript has a single exon.